Chara braunii is the source of this 1687-nucleotide messenger RNA. The record is from the annotation of a GenBank genome assembly. Lineage: Eukaryota; Viridiplantae; Streptophyta; Charophyceae; Charales; Characeae.
AAGAAGCCUCAGCGUUGUGUUCAUUUACAAAGCAUACGCGUUAUGAUCGCGAGACGGGUGUAGCCGCAGCAUUCACCAGCUGCACAAAAGCCCAAAACUUUCGCGCGUGUAUCUUUACAUGUUUUACUGGAAGAUUCAUUUUCAUUCUCAUUCUGCACAUUUGGUGGGUGGUCCGGCCAGGUCCAUACAUAGUCCUCCUAUAUGUAUCAUGUCGGGAUAGGUGAUGUCAUCGGCGGGCAGCAUGUGAGCAGCGGGAAUAGACACCUGUGUCUAGACCGGCAGAAUGAAUCUUCGGCUAAAACAUGGAAAGAUGCAGGUGGCACAGCGGGCACAAGUACACUCAUAUGUGUUGCCACGGGGCACGCACAAGUAUCGCAAAAGUAUUGCCACGUGGCACACGUGGCAGCAGAUCUCUAAGAGAUGUUGGGAGUACAUGCCUUUUCGGAAUGAUUGCUGGUGUGCAGGUGCGUCCGCGCCAAGAGGAUAUGUGCAGCAGACGGCGAAGAGCAUUGUAUGGCAUGCUGAAGAUGUCGAGCAGCGCCAUUUGGAAAAUGCGCGGUAUCUCUGGUCCAGGUUUGUUGAGAAAAACAGACGGGACGUGGAAGAGAAAUCCGAGCAAUUGAAGGCAAUAUCAAAUCUUUCAGCACUCUUUGCUGGCUUUGCGGUUAUCGCACUCACACAGUUCCAGUUCGAUUCUAAGCUGGCGGCCCAUGAAAUCCCGAAGUGGUGGGUCGGUGUCUAUGGCGUGACAACUGCUAUAGUGGUAGCUCUGAACACGCUGUCCAUGGUAACGUGCACGCUCAUCUUGGGGAGCAUUUUGAAAAAUGGAAAGUCGUACGUCUCCGAAGAAGCAGAGGAGGUGUUCAUGGCGUACUGUCGGCGAUUCAUCGACGAAUGUACUGCUGCUGAAGAAGCGGGCGAUCGAACGGGAGCUGACGGAACGCCAGCUCGUGUUCUGCGACCACCAGCUCCAAGAUUGACUUUUGAAACAUUUUGGGAACAAAGAUGUGAGGAUCACUGGCGCCGGGCUUUCAACAUGUUCAGCGGUGGUGUGCUUGCAUUUCUCAUCUGCUUAAUAACAAUAGGGUUGAUCAACUUCAAUUAUUCUAAAACAACAUCUGGUUUAUUUGUGACUAUCGUCUUCGCAUCGUUGAUUGCCUGGUAAGUGCAUGGGCCUGCUGGCCUUUCCUAUCUCCAGACUGAGCUGGCCCUGUUUUCUUAUCCCGCUCCUAUCUUGUUUGUAUUAACUCUCAAGUGACUUCUCUUUGAUCGUUGAUAUGCGGCUCUAUGAGUCGUCCUUGCAAGUACCCAUGAAAAGAAAAAUGUUUGCAAGCAUUAGCAACAUUACCUGAUAUGAGUUCUUGACCUACCGGUAGUCCGCCUACUACUGGUAGCUGAACAGGGACCAAGAUUAGCUGUGUAACUCCAAUUCCACACAACAGAUGUCUGCCUACGAAUGCCGCGUGUGCAUGAAUAAGUGUCACACUCCCAGUUCAUAAUAUCAUGGCAGAGGCUUUCACACUGCUCAUUUGUUUGUUUGUUUGUUUGGUCAUUCAAUUGCUUGCUCAUCGGUUCGUUUGUUCGUUCGUGCAAACAAUCAUUCUUUCGCUGAUUCGCUUGUUCGUUCAUUUGUUCAUUUGUUCAUUCAUCCUUCGCUCACUCACUUGGUCGGUCAGUCGGUCCUCCC